Endocarpon pusillum Z07020 is the source of this 405-nucleotide messenger RNA. RefSeq lists its product as uncharacterized. The transcript is spliced from 2 exons. Lineage: Eukaryota; Fungi; Ascomycota; Eurotiomycetes; Verrucariales; Verrucariaceae. The record is from RefSeq and is a predicted model, not a curated record. Bases 1 to 405 code for a protein of 134 amino acids.
AUGUCUGAAGUCGCCGCUAACGAAACCCAGAGCCCUAACAAGGCCGACGACGCCAAUCUCUCGGACAACAACGAGGCUCCAUCUCCCACCCCGACCCCCACUGCUGACAAAGACAACAACAACAUCACCAUGGCGACCACCACCGACACCAACGCCAAGCAGACCAUGACGGCCCAGCAGUUGGAACAGUCCCUUCCAGCCGCGGGCGACGAGCUAGCCCAAUUCGUGCCCAGCGCCCAGCGCGGUCGCCGCAUCGUGCCUGUCCACCAAUCGCGCAUCGCCGACCGUCCUCCAAAGGUCGGCGAGAAGGACAGCAGUCUCAAGAUCAAGAUCGAGCUGGACCUGGAAGUCGAGGUAGAAAUCUAUGCGCGGGUCAAGGGCGACGUCAUGAUUGGCUUGAUGUAA